CCCAGUCCCGCCCCUCCCGCCCCGCCUGCUCGGCGGCAGCAGGGCGUCUGCGGCACCUGCCCGGCGGAGCGUUCGCUCCCUGCGGCCGGCGCCCGCCCCGCCGAGAUGGCGGAUCCCGCCGAGUGCAGCAUCAAGGUGAUGUGCCGGUUCCGGCCCCUCAACGAGGCGGAGAUCCUCCGGGGGGACAAAUUCAUCCCCAAAUUCAAGGGCGACGAGACGGUUGUUAUCGGGCAAGGGAAACCAUAUGUCUUUGAUAGAGUGUUACCUCCUAAUACAACCCAGGAGCAAGUUUAUAAUGCCUGUGCCAAGCAGAUUGUUAAAGAUGUUCUUGAAGGGUACAAUGGCACAAUCUUUGCUUAUGGGCAGACAUCAUCAGGAAAAACACAUACUAUGGAGGGAAAGCUGCACGACCCUCAGCUCAUGGGAAUUAUUCCAAGAAUUGCACAUGACAUCUUUGAUCACAUCUACUCCAUGGAUGAAAACCUGGAGUUUCAUAUAAAGGUUUCGUACUUUGAGAUAUAUUUGGACAAAAUAAGGGACCUACUUGAUGUGUCAAAGACAAACCUCGCUGUACAUGAAGAUAAAAACAGAGUCCCAUAUGUUAAGGGUUGUACAGAAAGAUUUGUAUCGAGUCCUGAAGAAGUUUUGGAUGUCAUUGAUGAAGGGAAAGCUAACCGUCAUGUAGCCGUUACAAAUAUGAAUGAACACAGCUCUAGGAGCCACAGUAUCUUCCUUAUUAAUAUUAAACAAGAGAAUGUGGAAACUGAGAAAAAACUCAGUGGAAAGCUCUACCUGGUAGACUUGGCUGGAAGUGAGAAGGUCAGCAAAACUGGAGCAGAGGGUGCUGUUCUUGAUGAAGCUAAAAAUAUCAAUAAGUCUUUGUCUGCUUUAGGCAAUGUGAUAUCUGCCUUGGCAGAAGGAACUAAAACCCAUGUUCCAUACCGAGACAGCAAAAUGACCCGAAUACUUCAGGAUUCCCUUGGUGGCAACUGCAGAACUACUAUUGUUAUAUGCUGUUCUCCUUCUGUGUUCAAUGAAGCAGAAACAAAGUCAACCCUGAUGUUUGGGCAGCGAGCUAAGACGAUCAAGAACACAGUCUCUGUGAAUCUGGAGCUGACUGCAGAGGAGUGGAAGAAAAAGUAUGAGAAGGAAAAAGACAAAAACAAGAGUUUAAAGAAUGUUAUUCAGCAUCUAGAGCUGGAGCUGAACAGGUGGAGAAAUGGAGAAGCUGUGCCUGAAGAUGAACAGAUCAGUGCAAAGGACCAGAAAAACCUGGAGCCGUGUGAUAACACCCCCAUUAUUGACAACAUCACACCAGUUGUUGCUAGCAUCUCAACAGAGGAGAAGCAGAAAUACGAUGAUGAGAUUGCCAGUCUCUACAGACAGCUGGAUGAUAAGGAUGAUGAAAUCAACCAGCAGAGCCAGUUGGCUGAAAAGCUAAAGCAACAAAUGUUGGAUCAAGAGGAGCUUUUGGCCUCCACUAGGAGAGAUUAUGAGAAGAUUCAAGAGGAGCUGACCCGUCUUCAGAUAGAGAAUGAAGCAGCAAAAGAUGAAGUAAAAGAGGUCCUUCAAGCCCUGGAAGAAUUAGCUGUCAAUUAUGACCAGAAAUCCCAAGAAGUGGAGGAUAAAACAAGGGCCAAUGAGCAACUGGCUGAUGAGCUGGCACAGAAGAGUAGUGCCCUGACAGCGACCCAGAGGGAAUUGGGACAGUUGCAGGAGCUCAGUAACCAUCAGAAGAAAAGAGCUACAGAAAUCUUGAACUUGCUGCUUAAGGACCUGGGAGAGAUUGGAGGUAUCAUUGGUACUAACGAUGUUAAAACAUUAGCAGAUGUGAAUGGCGUGAUUGAGGAGGAGUUCACCAUGGCACGGCUUUACAUCAGCAAGAUGAAGUCUGAGGUGAAAUCUCUGGUGAACCGCAGCAAGCAGUUGGAGAGUGCCCAGAUAGACUCCAACAGGAAGAUGAAUGCCAGCGAGAGGGAGCUUGCAGCUUGCCAGCUGCUCAUUUCACAACAUGAAGCAAAGAUCAAGUCCCUUACAGACUACAUGCAAAAUAUGGAGCAGAAGAGAAGGCAACUGGAAGAGUCACAGGACUCUCUCAAUGAAGAGCUUGCCAAGUUGCGUGCUCAAGAAAAGAUGCAUGAAGUCAGUUUCAAGGAUAAGGAGAAAGAGCAUCUGACCCGUCUUCAGGAUGCAGAGGAGAUGAAGAAGGCACUGGAGCAGCAGAUGGAGAGUCACAGGGAAGCCCACCAGAAGCAGCUGUCCAGGCUGAGGGAUGAAAUUGAGGAGAAGCAGAAAAUAAUAGAUGAAAUCAGAGAUAUGAAUCAGAAGCUUCAAUUGGAACAAGAGAAACUGAGUGCUGAUUAUGAUAAAUUAAAAACUGAGGACCAGGAAAGGGAAAUGAAACUGGAAAAGCUCAUACUGCUUAAUGAUAAAAGGGAACAAGCAAGAGAAGAUCUUAAGGGGCUGGAGGAAACAGUGGCAAGAGAACUUCAGACUCUUCACAACCUUCGCAAACUGUUCGUCCAAGAUCUUACCACGCGCGUUAAAAAAAGUGUUGAACUCGAUAGCGAUGAUGGGGGUGGAAGUGCUGCGCAGAAGCAGAAAAUUUCCUUUCUUGAGAACAACCUGGAACAGCUUACAAAGGUUCACAAACAGUUGGUACGUGAUAAUGCAGAUCUUCGUUGUGAGCUUCCUAAGCUGGAAAAACGACUUAGAGCUACGGCAGAGAGAGUUAAGGCCCUGGAGAGUGCACUGAAGGAGGCCAAGGAGAAUGCCAUGCGAGACCGCAAGCGGUACCAGCAGGAGGUAGAUCGCAUUAAGGAAGCUGUGAGAGCCAAAAACAUGGCACGGAGAGCACACUCUGCUCAAAUUGCCAAGCCCAUCCGCCCUGGUCAUUACCCGGCAUCUUCUCCAACGGCUGUCCAUGCCAUCCGCGGGGGAGGAAUGUCAAACCCCACCUACUAUCACAACACCAAAUAGACAAGAAGUGAAUUCCACUUAGCAUGUUAAGGACUGUCAUUAAGUCACUAGUUUCUUUUUCUCCCCUCUUCAAUCAAAUCCAUGUCCUGUUCAUCCUGCGCUUCCUACAACCAUCUGCACUGCACUGGUCGCAGGUAUUUUGAGCUUCAUAGGAUCCACACGUGUACAGAAGUGUCCAGCUCAACUCUUCUACAGAUACUUGUACAAUGUAUUUAACAUAACCAUCUAAGUAAUGAUAGGAAGUCUGCCACUCAGAAUCUCUCACUGACUGCGUUUGACCCCUUGGCGCUUGUUAGGUUGGGGCUUCUACACUCAGAUAGAUGCUUUUUCAAAGUCUUCUGUUGCAUCAGUAAAUCCUGACUUUUGGCAUCAAAGAAUUAACUAUUCAAAGACAAAGUGCCAUCAAAGGCAGGUGAUUGUGCUGUCAUGACUGAUUUACUGUAUAAUAUACAUAUUAUUUUAUAUUUUUAGGGGAUGAAAAUGUGCUGCUAUAUGAUUUAAUUUUACCGCUUACAUUUUCAGAAGUAAAUUUCCCCAAAGAACCAUUUGUAAUAUCCUGAUAAAAUCCUUGGACUGUAUAAAAUAACCUUUAUUGCAGUACCUGGUAAAGAUCAAAUGGGAUGCAGAGAAAUCUGUUAGUAUAGAUCUAGGUUUUGAAGUUUGGUAGUUACAUGAGUAUAUCUGUGUGACCUAUCUUGUAAUUAAGAUCAGAUCUGCUUGUAGUUCUCCCUACAGUGGUGGGGUUUCCUGGAGUGUAAUGGCUAGCCAUGUGUUUGUAAGCAUUGUUCUCUAUGAAAUUUUGAAGGCUUUCAGAAUGCUGUGGAAAUCUUGUCUUGGAAAAGUAGACAAGCAUCCCUCCACCCCCCUUUCCCCUUCCCACAUGCCUUCAGCAAGCCCUGAUCUGUUCACACCAGAAUUCAGAUACUGAUGAGUGAAUGGUCCCCCACCAGAACAGAUGCUACCUUAAAGAAACAAAAAAAUAUAAAUGUCCCACAAACCCCAGAUCCUACCUUAAAAAAAUUAGAGAGAGAUUCCAAAAGGAGGCAAGAGUUUUAUGCUUGAACUGUCCUUUGCAAACAAAAUUUUGGAAUAUUUUUGUUAGGAAGUGAAGAGCAGACUUCAGGAGGAAAAGAAUGUCCUUCUAAGUUACCAUAUGCAAGUCACCCUACUAAUGGUACUCUCAUUCUCCCAAAGAUGAGGAUGAGACUGCUUGCCUUUUGUGGACCUCUUUCAUGCCAGUAAAGAUUCUCCAUCUUCUCAGCAAGGGGGCACUGGAAUCGUUCUGGGAAGGUUCCACUGGCAGGCAGAAGCUCCUUCUCCUCCUCCCUGCCUACCACUUCUGUGCCACAAACACCUGUCCUGGUUCAUAUGUGGGUAGUAUGCACCAUUACGUCCUAACAAAGUGUGGAGUCUAGGAAGGUCAUGGCUGAGCAUAGCCCUCUAGUCUUUAUUUGCAGAGGUUUGCUCUUACUUAUUUUUUUUUAAAUUUCUGAAUGUGUUUGUUAGUAGACAUAGAACUUAGUUAAUGUAGAGCCUUUUGAAAGAUUGUGAAUUGACUUGAGGUAUUUUUUUUCUACUGAAAUUAUUUAGGUUGUUGCAAAGUAAGUUAGACUUAAUUUAACAUUUUUUUUAAUGUUGCACUAUUUUGAGGAGCGUUUUGCUAAAAAUAUUUAAUGAAGUUGCAAACUUGCAUGUAUUUAAUUUAUUUUGUAUUUUCCAAAGUUUUAUAUUUUCUUUCUUUACGUGCAUGUGCACUGCCAGAAAAUGAACUGUGAACUUGCCGUAUGCAAUCUUCAAUAAAAUCACUAAUUCAGAACUACUCUGUACUAUCUUAUCAGCUAUUCAGCGCUGAAAUUUCUACUAUGAACUAACAAUCCUCUUGUUUCGCUUCUAAAACGGUUGUCUGGAAGAAGAUACCAAACUGAAUUGCUGUCAAAGAUUUUGUACUGUAGUAAGACUUUUGUUCUAUCUUGAAUUCAAAGUUUGAUACGGAAGUAUAUUGUAGAUGCAGCAUUAGCUUAAAAAAAAAUGCAUUAAACUCUCUGCCACCAUCACUGUUAGUUAUGCACGGCAGUUUAGACAGCUUUCUUCAGCUUGAGUAAUAAGUUAGCUUUGACAUCUCUUAAUUGUGCUAGUGCUGAUCAGCCAGUCAGUUCAUCUAGCUAAAAUGAUGUAAGUUUCUCCAAGUUAACUUUUACAUCAAGACUGUAGGAGGACUUUCUAUAACUGAAAUGCUGAGAGGAUGCCUUAGGCUAAAGUUCUCAAAACGACAUACGGAAGAUACUUACUUGAUUGGAAAUGAUUAGUUGUCAAUUGAACUUCCUCUGCUUAUGUAUAGAUUCUUGGUUUGUAAGCCUAUUUUAAUUAGGCAACUUAAGUUUGUAUUGCGUAUUGUAUAUUCAACUUUUGUACCAUUUUUAAGUCUUACACAUUUUAUAUAGAGAAAUGAAAACCACAUCUCUGCAGAGAACAAAACCUGUGUCUUGCUAUUUCCACUACUUGAUGCUCUCUGACUUUCUUUGCUAUUUGAAUGUUGUGUUAAAUUUUCUAAGGUUAAUUUUAAAGUUGUGUUUGUAUAGUGCAAAUCAAGUUUCACAUCUAAUAUGUCAUGCAUGGGAUACAUUUUGGUGGAAAUACCGUACACAAAUGGAAAACAUAACUCAGAUGGAACUAAAGUGCAUAUUGUUCUUUUUGCUAGUAAUUAAAUGUGUUUCCUGCUCACUUGAGCUUCUCUUAAUGAUAUGUUCAAAUAUCUUGUGUUUAUGUUCAAAUAUCUUGUGUUUGUCCUUGAGUUCACAUUUCAUUAACUUGCUUUCUCUAAAACAAGGAACGUUUUAAACCUGGAAAGAUCUUGGCUGAUGCAUUUUUAAAUUUGGACUUAGCAAGGGUGAGAGCGGAUUAUCCUGAGUAUAUUGCAAAUUAAAAAAUAAGUCACAGUAAAACUAUACAAUAGUUUCUGCUUACAGAACCUUAAGAAUAACUUUUAUAUUUCAUAUUAUAAAGCCUAAUGGACAAAUAUACACAUUUGCCUGAAAUAUUUAUAAGUAAGGCUUAGAAAUAAAAUAUUGUAAGCUGAACAUUGUGUUAUUUGAAUAAAUGGUGAUGGAGGUCCAAAAGGAAAGAAAAGGCCUGAUCAGAUUUCCAUUACUGGAGGAGAAAGACCUUGUGUAAACAAGAAUGAAGUUCAUGUCAAUUGGAAAUGGAAGGGGAAAAAAAAAACACAAAUUGGCAGGAUAAUCUUAAUCUACCCUUGCGUUGAUUUCCAUCUUCACUGUGCCUGUUUGAACUGUAAAGUGCACUGGACAACACCCGCUGUGCAGGAUGGGACACUGAUCCACCCAUUCCUCUCUGGCUCUCACAAUAUUGUCCAUUGAAACACUUUUUGUUGUGGGAGAACCACGGGGGUUGAGGCAUUCUGUAAAUUAUACCUGUCUAGUUUGUAAAGUGUGUAAUGUGUACUGCAGAUGUGUAUUCUCUGGGCUCUAUGUAUCUUUACAGUAGUGUUCAAUUUAGGAAAAAAAUAAAUUGUGGACACGUUUUGCUGGUAACAAGGGGAAAUUUUUUGCCAUUGCAUCAAACGAUGCUGAAAUAUAUUAAACUCUUGAUAGCAAACCCAAACCCUCUUCCCCCAUCCCAUGGAGAUAAGUCUUUUAUCUUCAUUCUAAAAUUCUAUCUCAGAUGGAUGGAUACACUGGCAGACUGCAUGAUGUAUCAUUCGAAAACUGCUACAGUGGAUAAUAAAGCUGAACUAAACUUU
Pezoporus occidentalis (night parrot) is the source of this 6736-nucleotide messenger RNA. It is a transcript of the gene KIF5C, whose product is annotated as kinesin family member 5C. The transcript is spliced from 26 exons. The coding region runs from base 106 to 2979 and encodes 957 amino acids. Gene Ontology annotation, biological process: microtubule-based movement; mitotic cell cycle. Gene Ontology annotation, molecular function: ATP binding; microtubule motor activity; microtubule binding. Lineage: Eukaryota; Metazoa; Chordata; Aves; Psittaciformes; Psittacidae. Gene Ontology annotation, cellular component: microtubule. The record is from RefSeq and is a predicted model, not a curated record.